Cornus florida is the source of this 2408-nucleotide messenger RNA. Its product is annotated as pentatricopeptide repeat-containing protein At2g20710, mitochondrial-like. Gene Ontology annotation, cellular component: mitochondrion. The transcript is spliced from 2 exons. Gene Ontology annotation, molecular function: protein binding. Bases 512 to 1957 code for a protein of 481 amino acids. The record is from RefSeq and is a predicted model, not a curated record. Lineage: Eukaryota; Viridiplantae; Streptophyta; Magnoliopsida; Cornales; Cornaceae.
CUUAAUUGAGCGCUUUAAAUUUGAACUAAUUUUUUUUCAAUUUUAAUUUCAAAUGGUCUAUUCAGUGUUUCAAAACCUAAGAAAAUUUAUGUAUUUUUAUUGAUUUUAAAAUUAUGUUUAAUGUAUUAGGAAAAUUUAAAAAUAAGUUCAAUUUUUUUAAUUUUCUUAAUGAUGUAGUAUAAGUUUUUAUUUUUAUUUUUUUUAAAUAAUCGUGAGUGUGCAGACGAAUUUGUAUGCACCUCAAUUAAUUUCUUGAGGUCUUGAAAUUAAUGACCGAAUAAGCCUCCACUAAGAUGCGAAAACUUGAAUUGGUGACCCAAGGCCCAGCUGAAGUAUACCCACAGGGUUUAUGUAGUACAAGUUACAACAACAGAUUGGGUUGAUAUCGAACUUUGGACUAAAAUUUCCCAACCCGAACCAAACCUAAGCUUCAAAAUAACUCUCUUCUCUUAAACCCUACCAUUUCUUACCUUUCAAAAAAAAAAAAAACCUACCAUUUCUUCUUCUCCCGAUGAAGCUUUCUCUCUCUAGCUUGCUAAAUUCACGCCCCAAAUUCGCUUAUUAUCAAAAGGGUUUGAGGCAUUUCUUCAGCUCAUCACCUACUCCGAUCUCAUCUUCUUCGUUUACAGGGUCCGGUUCACUGUACAGAAGGAUUUCGCCAAUCGGUAACCCAAAUCUUUCGGUUGUGCCUGUGCUCGAUCAGUGGGUUCGAGAAGGAAAGAAUGUCACCAAAGAAGAGCUUCGACACAUUAUCAAAGAGUUGAAAACCUACAAACGCUUCAAACACGCUCUCGAGGUAUCUGAAUGGAUGACCGAAAAAAGAUACAUUUGUCUUUCUGCUAGUGACACUGCCGCUCGGCUGAACUUGAUUUCAAGGGUUCAUGGCUUAGAACAGGCAGAGAAUUAUUUCAAUACCAUCUCGCAACAAUUAAUAGGUUUUGAGAUUUAUACUGCCCUUCUCAACUGCUAUGCCCAAGACAAAUCUGUGGAGAAAGCGGAGGCUGUCAUGCAGAAAUUAAGGGAUAUGGGGUUUGCUAGAACACCAUUGAGUUACAAUAUUUUGAUGAAUCUCUAUUGUUGCAUGAGAAGUUGGGAAAAGAUAGACGCACUGAUACACGAAAUGGAAGAGAAGGGCAUUUUCUGGGACAACUAUACAUUCACCAUCCGCCUAACUGCAUAUGCUGCCGCUUCUGACAGCGAAGGAAUAGAUAUGACUGUGGCAAGGAUGGAAUCUGAUCCUCGUGUAGUUCUAAACACUCAUACCUAUUCUGUUGCAGCUAAUGGGUACUUGAAAGUUGGGCUAGUGGACAAAGCUUUAGCAAUGAUGAAUAAAUUGGAGGGAUUGAUAGCAAACAUGAAGACAAAGAAUGUUGCAUUUGAUAUUCUACUCAGACUUCAUGCAAAAACUGGGACGAAAGAUGAGUUGUAUCGGAUCUGGAGUCGGUACAAAAAGGAGAAAGUUUACAACAAAGGCUAUAUAAGCAUGAUGCACGCACUAUUGAAUUUUAAUGACAUUGAAGGAGCAGAGAAGAUUUUUAAGGAGUGGGAAUCUAUGGGCUUAUCCUACGACUUUCGGAUUCCAAACUUCUUGAUUGAUGCUUAUUGCAAAAAUGGUCUUUUGGGGAAGGCUGAAUCCCUUGUAAACAGGGGAAUAGAGAAAAGGGGUAAUCCUACAGUUGAUACAUGGUAUUAUUUGGCGGGCAGGUAUAUCGAGGAUAAUCAAGUCUCAAAAGCUGUGGAAACAUUGAAGAAAGCAAUCUUGGUGUGUCCACCUAACUGGAAGCCCGACAAGGAUAUUCUGGCUACCUGUUUGAAGCAUUUGGAAAGUCAGGGAGAUGUUGAAGAAGCAAAGGAAUUUAUAGGGUUACUGAAGGUGAAAGGAAUUUUUUCAGCGGGUGUUCACGAAAGAUUGCUCAGCCUUGUCAAAGGAUGGAAAUCACAAUCACAAGCACAAUAGUGAAAUGGAACGGAAAUAGUGAUUAGGGCUGAAAAGACACGUGGAACCCCAUUGACGAGUCAGAACACUGGUCACUGAGUUCCACUGCAAGCAUUGGAGUUUUUGAAAUUCAAGAGCCUAUAUAUCUUGGCUUAAUGCUCGAUACUCGUCAUUUCAACCAUUGAAGUAAUCACGUUGGGGUUCACGGUGCCAUAUUUUGUGAAGCAUGGACAGGUCUCUGUAGAGCCGAUCUUAGUUCUGUCACUAUAAUUCUUCUACGGAGACUGAACAUUCUUGGGUAAGACUACCUACAGGUUAUAACCGUUCUCAUUUUUAUCUUUUGACCUCUUUUAAGCCAUGGAGGCAAACAUUUUCUUUGUAUAUGCUACGAAACAUAUGCCAUGUUUAUGGUUAGCUUUGUGAUGCAUCUCAUUUUUGGCGUUUAAUAAUAACCCAACUAGAAUUGGUAUCA